AUGAAUAUAACACAAUGAAACAGCAAAAUUUAUCAUACAAUAUUUCACAGCUGUUAAAAGAUCCCAUAAAUCAGACAUCAGUCCUUGUUUCAUGUCCUUUGAAAAAAAUGACCUCUGUCUACUGAGCGUUCUUUUACUACAAGAAUAGCAAGUGGUAAGACCCUGAACUCCUGUCUUUUCAAACAAUUGAAUUCAUAUAGCAGAAAACUGGCAUCAGCAAGCAAAGCAGCUGCAUACGUUCCAAAUAUUGCUCUAUUUAAAGCAUCCCUUAAGCUCACAGCAACAACUACAGAAGCAAACCUUUAAACUUGUCCAUAAAUUCAGCAGGGAAGGAAUGGCAGAGCCAGAAAAUCAAUACUCACGUUUUGUUAUACCUGCACUUCUUGUGGUUGGCUGGAUAAUUGGUUGUGCAUUAAUGGUGUACAUUGUCUUCUCUUGAUUAGAAAUUUUUUUUUGUCCCACAGGAAAGAAAAUUUUGCAAUGAUGUCGAUUAGAAGAACCCAGAAAUUUAAAUGGAAAUCUCUAGUCAUUAAAUUAUGUGCUGUACACGUUGUAUUUUAAUAUCACAAUGUAGGAUUGAAUAUGGACUUUGUCCAAUGUAAAUGAGUGAGGCUCAUUAGAGAUGAGAAGAUUCAUCCUGCCAUUUUUGUAAUCUUUAAGUACUUUGGGAGUCCAAUCAUAGGUCCACCUGUCUUCCAAACCACAGAUUGCUGCCAUCUUCAAUUUUCAGCAUUUUGUAAACAGAAUCUUUAUUUUUGGUUAUAAACACACAGUUCCAGCUGGAACUGGAGAUCUAGAAAUAAACCUAUAUAUUGUGAUAUAUGGUAAAGCAAAUUACAUGGGAUGUAAGCUAUCCCUAGCAAAUAGAUUGGUCAUUGUUAAUUUUUUGUUAUUAAAAAAACAGGAAUCAAACUAUAAUGGAAAUAAUGCCUUAAACUCUGAUACAUAGGUUCUAAAUAAAUUUUACAAAACAAAA
This is a messenger RNA of Alligator sinensis (Chinese alligator), 976 nucleotides long. It is a transcript of the gene STRIT1, whose product is annotated as sarcoplasmic/endoplasmic reticulum calcium ATPase regulator DWORF. The transcript has 3 exons. The record is from RefSeq and is a predicted model, not a curated record. Gene Ontology annotation, biological process: regulation of ATPase-coupled calcium transmembrane transporter activity; regulation of slow-twitch skeletal muscle fiber contraction. NCBI's taxonomy places the organism in Eukaryota, Metazoa, Chordata, Crocodylia, Alligatoridae. The coding region runs from base 335 to 439 and encodes 34 amino acids.